This is a messenger RNA of Amoebophrya sp. A25, 191 nucleotides long. NCBI's taxonomy places the organism in Eukaryota, Dinophyceae, Syndiniales, Amoebophryaceae. The record is from the annotation of a GenBank genome assembly.
AUGAUUCAGAACGCUUUGGACGCAGUAGUAUCUCCUGCUAGGAGCAGCUCCAGAGCCUCCCUCCCCGGUGCUGGUGCUCCCUCUCCGGCUCCAGGUAACCUUUCUGAGACUAGACAGCAAGGGCAACCAAAAGCAGCGCCAGUGGUCAGCAACCUGGCAGCACACUCGGGAGGAAUGUUUUUGACUAGUGC